AUGUCUGGCUUUGAUGAGAUGUUCCCUGCUGAGACUGCUUUAAUUCACUCAACGAGAGCGAGUUCAGUUGAAGUUGUGAGAGUGGAUAUCAGUGCAAGAGCACAACAGUCAUCAAAUGUUUUCUUAACAAGAGAAGACUUGGAGGAUUGGGAGAAGAGUCAUGGGAGAAUCCCUGACGGAAGUGUAGUGAUUUUGUACUCAAACUGGGGUCAGCAUCACCAGAAUCCUUAUGCGUACUACGGAUCUUCUACGCCUAUGGAUGCCACGACUGUCUCCUAUCCAGGUUUUCAUCCAGAAGCAGCCAAGUGGCUGAUAGAAUCCCGUCGAAUCCACGGAGUCGGCACGGAUUGCGUGUCCAUCGAGUCGCCGAAAACAGUUGGCCACACUGUUCAUCGGUUAUUCGCUGCAGAAAACCUGUUCAACCUGGAACAAUUGGCUCACGUGGACCUUUUGCCUCCGAACGGGUCUUACAUCAUUGUUGGCCCCAUGAAGAUUCGCGGCGGAUCCGGCGGCCCGGCUCGCGUCUACGCCCUCAAGCCGCCCUUUGACGCCGCCGAGGCGGCCUUGUUUCGGGCCGCCACGAAAGAUGCAGUGAUUGACUUGGCGCAUGACCUGUCUGAAAACACUGUGAGGUGGCCAAAUGGCCGGAUGUUCCAAUUGACCGUGGAACCCCCGCCUCCCCACAAAUACUUCGAACCCGCAUUGAUUUGGGUACCAGCAUGUUUUAAGCUCUUGAAGUACAGCUUCUGCAGUCCAGAACACAUCGGUACUCACCUCGACGCUCCGAUUCACUUUUCAAAAGACGGACUUUCUUCGGCUGACAUUGAGAUCCAGCAUUUUAUUGCAGAUGGAAUCGUGAUGGAUGUGGAGUCGCAAGCAAGGGGCAGUCCGGACUUUGUAUUGACUGACACUCAUGUUACCGAGUGGGAAGCCAAAUUUGGACGCAUUCCUGAGGGGUCUAUCGUAUUUCUCAAAACUGGGUGGAGUUCCAAAUUACCCAAGAUGGAAGACUACUAUGGGACUCCGGAUUACAACGAUACGACAAAAUUACAUUUUCCAGGUUAUUCCGCAGAGGCAGCGAAGCUGUUGAUCGAAGAACGUUCAGUUGCUGGCCUGGGAAUAGACACGGCUUCAGAUCUGGGUCCUUUGAGCCUUCUGAAGAAUUGGGUAGUUCAGCGUCCGGUCUUACUGCAGAUGUUGGAGCUUUUACAGCGAUGUCGCUCUAUCUAUUCUGGGAAACGUCAAGCCUUGAAUCACGCAAUGCCGCAGUUGAAACCAGGAGAGCACAAAGGUGAGGCGGAGCAGAUUCCUGGAACGCAACCCGCGGGAACGUGUUCUGGACCGUCAGGGUCAGCUGAGCUUAUAAACAAAAGCGCGUGGCGAACGCACACGGGACUUCUGUGUCUCUGCCUGGCUCGAGCCCGCGACAGUUCCCACAAGAAGAACAAAACAAUGAGGCCCUUGUUUGGCGGAGAUAUUUCGGCUGACCAAGGCCAGCCGAAUUCUGUGUCUCCUGCGACGCUGAUGAGUUGCAAAAUGGCUGGCAGGGCUGUCACCAAGGUAGUGCAUCGCUGCAACGACGCCAAGUUCACUUCAAACUUGGGCUAUUUCUGCGCAGAACUUCAGCGUGUGCUUCCGAAUAACGAACAGCGGUCGAAUUUCUGA
Molecule: messenger RNA, 1665 nt
Organism: Notodromas monacha
Lineage: Eukaryota; Metazoa; Arthropoda; Ostracoda; Podocopida; Cyprididae
Source: the annotation of a GenBank genome assembly